This is a messenger RNA of Triticum aestivum (bread wheat), 2237 nucleotides long. Its product is annotated as probable tRNA (guanine(26)-N(2))-dimethyltransferase 1. Gene Ontology annotation, molecular function: RNA binding; tRNA (guanine) methyltransferase activity. Gene Ontology annotation, cellular component: nucleus. The transcript has 12 exons. Lineage: Eukaryota; Viridiplantae; Streptophyta; Magnoliopsida; Poales; Poaceae. Gene Ontology annotation, biological process: tRNA N2-guanine methylation. Bases 278 to 2089 code for a protein of 603 amino acids. The record is from RefSeq and is a predicted model, not a curated record.
GCCCGUUAAGCCCUGGCUGCUAGUUUGGGUUCCGCGAGUUUGUCUCCCCCCUCCCCCGCCGCCGCCGCCGCCGCCAUAUACCUCAUCUCCGUCCCAGUUUCUCCUCCCCGCCCCACUGCUCACACAUCUCGUCGCCUCUCCCGAAUCCGCGUGCCACUAACACCCAAACCGCGCGUCGCUGAGCGCUAGCUUCCGCCCUCUCUCGCCGAACCUCGUCCUCCUCGCCGCGGGCCACUAAUUUCUGUUGGAUUCCGUGGUUGGGUUUGGAUUUGGAGGCAUGGGGGAAGUGGAGGACAUGCUCAAGGACUAUGAGAUCAAGAAGGAAGGCGAGGCCGAGAUCCUCAUGCUCGCGAGUAACGCCGUGUUCUUCAAUCCCGUCCAGGUGCACAACAGAGAUAUGUCCAUUGCUGUGUUAAGGACAUUUGUUGCCAAGCGCAAGGAAGAAUACGAGGAACUGAUGAAUAAAAGGAAUAAUAAGUCUCAUAAAAAAGGCAAUCAGGUUGAAACACCUGUUGUAAAUGGAGACACUGCUUUAACUAGCCAGCAUGAUGAAAUCGGUGUUGUUCAUGAAAAGGAGACAAAUCAGGCUACAAAUGAAAUAGAAGAUCUGUCAAAAGAAGAAACAAAGACACCUUCCAGGAAAGUAACCAGAGAGCUUAAGCCACCAAUUGUUCUUGAGGCUUUAGCUGCUUCUGGGUUGAGGUCUCUCCGUUAUGCUCGUGAAGUUGAUGGAUUAGGAAAGGUAGUUGCUCUGGACAAUGAUAAAGCUUCUAUUGAAGCUUGCAAGAGGAACAUCAAGUUCAAUGGGGCUUCUGCUAUUAGCAAGGUUGAAGCUCACUUGGCUGAUGCUCGAGUUUACAUGCUCACACAUCCAAAAGAAUUUGAUGUGGUUGAUCUUGACCCCUAUGGGUCACCAUCUAUAUUCCUCGACUCAGCUGUACAGGCUGUUGCUGAUGGUGGGCUAUUGAUGUGCACAGCCACUGAUCUGGCAGUACUUUGUGGAACUAAUGGAGAAGUUUGCUACUCCAAGUAUGGUUCCUACCCAGUCAAAGGCAAGUAUUGCCAUGAAAUGGCUUUGAGAAUCCUCCUUGCCUGUAUCGAGAGCCAUGCAAAUCGGUACAAGAGAUAUAUUGUGCCUGUUCUCUCUGUGUAUAUGGAUUUCUAUGUCCGUGUUUUUGUUCGAGUAUUCACUUCUGCAAGUGAAAUAAAGAAUACCCCACUUAAACUUUCUUAUGUAUAUCAAUGUGCCGGCUGUGAUUCUUUCCAUCUUCAGUCCCUUGGGAGGACUGUUACUAAGAAUAAUAGCUUGAAGCAUGCGCCUGGUAUUGGACCUGUUGUUCCUCAAGAAUGCAGCGACUGUGGAAAGAAAUUUAAUGUGGGUGGUCCAAUAUGGUCUGCUCCUAUUCAUGAUCAAGAUUGGGUACUUUCUACGCUGACAGAUGUUAGGCAAAUGAAGGAUAGAUAUCCCGCAUACAACAAAAUUACUUCAGUUCUAACUACUGUAUCAGAGGAAUUGCAUGACAUUCCAUUAUUUUUUAGUCUCCACAACAUAUCUGGGACUGUGAAGUGCACAUCACCAUCUGCAGUUAUGUUCCGGUCAGCGGUUAUAAAUGCAGGAUAUCAGAUCUCAAGCAGUCACUGUAAUCCGCUUGGGCUGAAGUCUGAUGCCCCCUGGGAUGUUAUUUGGGAUAUCAUGCGCUGCUGGGUGAAAAACCAUCCAAUCAAAGAACAGCCGCGUGACUCUCCGGGCACUGCAAUCCUUUCUAAAUCUCCACAGCUAGAAGCAAAUUUCUCUAGAGCAGUUGCUGCCCUCAGCAAGGCUCAGGUUAAGAAGGUGAAUCGGUUCCUUCCAAACCCAGAAAGUCACUGGGGUCCGAAGGUCAGAGCAGGUCGGAGAAUUACUAGCAAGCAUAUCUCUCUGUUAGGCGCAGAGGCUCUCCAUGGAGCUAUGAGCCACCAAGAUGGAAAUGGAGCGGUGACAGAUGAGCCAGCUUCAGAUACUGGAGCGACUGUCACGAAUGAAGAAGAGAAUGAGCCUUCAAACAAACGGCAGAAAACUGGCGAUGGUGAACAGGCCAGCGAACCUUGAUCGACAUGGUCAUCUAAACUCUAAACUUUUGUUCGUUAAUCUUGAUAUCACUAGUUGUUUCUUUCUUAUGAGCCAACAGACUAUUGAUAUUACCUACGGUGACAUGUUUUGGGCAGUGAAUUUUGAUCAGGCGAUAUAUUUUUCUACA